UUUAAAUUCUUACGCUACCACUAAAAAAAAAAAAAGUAGUUCAAAUCUUCUCUCACGCUCCUCUUCUACCCCAGCACUUCGCCGGACUCCUCUUCUACUCCAGCACUUUGCUGGAGUUGACCUUCAGUAGCCAGUCUUUCGGUCCUUCUUUUCGGUACAGCCUAAAGCUAUUCUCCGGGAGUAAACAUGGCUGUAGAUAAGGAAUUCUCAAACUCCCACGAAUCCAAAAAUGAGUCAUCUCAUCCUGGAUCUAGACCUCCCAGGCUAUUCAUUAAAGAGAUGGUGAUGAGAAACUUCAAAUCUUAUGCGGGCGAACAGCGCGUUGGCCCAUUCCAUAAGAGCUUUUCUGCAGUUGUUGGUCCUAAUGGUAGUGGAAAGAGUAAUGUCAUCGACGCAAUGCUCUUCGUCUUCGGAAAGCGGGCCAAACAGAUGCGUCUAAACAAAGUGUCAGAGCUCAUCCACAAUUCAACUAACCACCAGAAUUUGGAUAGUGCUGGCGUGUCUGUUCAUUUUCAGGAGAUUAUUGAUUUGGAUGAUGAGACAUAUGAAGCUGUUCCUGGAAGUGAUUUUGUAAUUACACGUGUGGCAUUUCGAGAUAAUUCCUCUAAGUACUAUAUCAAUGACCGGACAAGUAACUUCACAGAGGUCACUAAGAUGCUGAAAGGGAAAGGGAUUGAUCUAGAUAACAACCGAUUUUUGAUUCUUCAGGGUGAGGUUGAACAAAUAUCACUGAUGAAACCUAGAGGACAAGGACCACAUGAUGAAGGCUUUCUUGAGUAUUUAGAGGAUAUUAUCGGAACCGAAAAAUACGUUGAGAAGAUUGAUGAAUCAUUCAAGCAGCUAGAAUCCCUCAAUGAAAGAAGGUCUGGUGUUGUUCAAAUGGUUAAGUUAGCUGAGAAAGAAAGAGAUAACUUGGAGGGAGUAAAAAAUGACGCAGAAGCCUACAUGCUUAAAGAAUUAUCACUUCUCAAAUGGCAAGAGAAAGCAACAAAAUUGGCUUUUGAAGAUAAUUCAACUCGAAUUACGGAGAUGCAGGCGAACAUUUCUAGACAAGAAGAGAACCUUAAAAGUGAAAGGGAGAAAAUUAAGGAAAAUAGCAAGGCAUUGAAGGACCUUGAGUCAAAGCAUUCAAAGUUUCUGAAAAGACAAGAGGAGCUUGAUAACAGUCUAAGGCGCUGCAAGGAUGAGUUCAAGGAAUUUGAGAGGCAAGAUGUAAAGUAUCGAGAAGAUUUAAAUCACUUGAAGCAGAAGAUAAAGAAACUGACUGAUAAAAUUGAUAAGGAUUCUCGUAAAAUUGCUGACACAACUAAUGAGUGCGAGGAGUCUGCAAAUCUUAUUCCAAAAUUGGAGAAAGAUAUUCCAAGCUUGCAACAACUUUUGGUGGGUGAGGAGAAAUUUUUAGAGGAAAUAAAGGAGAAUUCUAAAGUUGAAACCGAGGCUUUCCGCAGUGAGCUUUCUGCUGUUCGAUCUGAAUUAGAGCCUUGGGAAAAGCACUUAAUUGAGCACAAGGGAAAGCUUGAAGUGGCAUCAACUGAAAGUAAACUUUUGAGUGAGAAGCAUGAGGCUGGUCGUGCUGCGUAUAUUGAAGCACAAGAGCAGAUUGUGGAAAUACAGAAACGAGUAGAGAUGAAAUCGGCAAGCACAAAAAACAUCGCCAAUGAGCUUGAGAAGCACAAGCUUAAAGCACUUGAGGCUCGAGCUGUUGAAAAGGAAUGCCUUCAAGAACAAGAAAGAUUGAUACCUCUAGAACAAGCUGCCAGACAAAAGCUUACUGAGCUUUCAUCUGUUAUGGAAUCUGAGAAGAGCCAGGGAUCUGUCCUAAAAGCAAUAAUGCAUGCUAAGGAGGCAAAUGUGAUAGAUGGCAUUUAUGGUCGAAUGGGUGACUUGGGUGCGAUUGAUGCAAAGUAUGAUGUUGCCAUAUCAACCGCAUGUGCUGGGCUUGAAUAUAUUGUUGUAGAAACUACAGAAGCAGCACAAGCUUGCGUGGAGCUUCUUCGAAGCAAAACCCUUGGUGUAGCAACUUUCAUGAUUUUGGAAAAACAAGCUCAUUAUUUGCCUAAAAUCAAAGAGAGAGUCAGAACGCCAGAAGGAGUCCCACGCCUUUUUGAUUUGGUUAAGGUCCGAGAUGAGAGGAUGAAACUAGCAUUUUUUGCGGCAUUAGGAAAUACAGUUGUUGCAGAAGAUAUUGAUCAGGCAUCACGUAUUGCCUAUGGUGGGGACAGAGAGUUUCGCCGUGUUGUAACACUUGAAGGUGCUCUUUUUGAAAAAUCUGGAACAAUGAGUGGUGGAGGGGGUAAACCUCGUGGUGGUAAAAUGGGCACAUCUAUCCGUGCUGCUAGUGUUUCACCAGAGGCUAUAUCUGCUGCUGAAAUAGAACUUUCACAGAUAGCCGAAAACUUGGAUAAUGUACGCCAAAGAAUUACUGAUGCUGUGAAGUGUUACCAGGCCUCAGAGAAGGCUCUUUCUCUUGGCGAGAUGGAAUUAGCCAAAUGCAAAAAAGAGAUUGACAGCCUGAAGUCCCAAUGUGAUGAUCUAAAAAAGCAACUGGAUUCCUUGAGAAGUGCAUCAGAACCUAGUAAGGAUGAAGUUAAUAGAUUGAAGGAACUCAAGAAAAUAAUUUCUGCUGAAGAAAAAGAAAUGGACAGGCUUACACAAGGUUCAAAACAGCUGAAAGAGAAGGCUUCAGAACUUCAGAAUAAAAUAGAGAAUGCAGGUGGCGAGCGAUUGAAAAAUCAAAAGGCAAAGGUUACUAAAAUACAAUCUGAUAUCGAUAAAAAGAGCACAGAGAUCAACCGUCGUAAGGUUCAGAUUGAAACAGGACAGAAAAUGAUUAAAAAACUGACAAAGGGGAUUGAGGAAUCAAACAAAGAGAAGGAAAGUCUACUUGCUGAGAAGGAGAAGUUACUUUCCAUCUUCAAAGAGGUCGAACAGAAAGCUUUUACUGUUCAGGAGGACUAUAAAAAGAUACAGGAGCUCAUUGAUCAGCACAAAGAUGCUCUGAAUGGUGCUAAAAAUGAAUAUGAAAAUUUGAAGAAGACUAUGGAUGAGAUGCGGUCAUCAGAGGUAGAUGCGGACUACAAGUUACAAGAUAUGAAGAAGGUUUAUAAAGACUUGGAACUCAAAGGGAAAGGAUACAAGAAAAAACUCGAUGAUUUGCAUAGUGCUCUGUCAAAGCAUAUUGAGCAAAUUCAAAAAGACUUGGUGGACCCGGAAAAGCUUCAGGCAACUCUAAGUGACGAAACUCUUGGUCAGACUUGUGAUCUUAAGACAGCUCUUGAGACAAUUUCACUUCUAGAGGCUCAACUGAAAGAGAUAAACCCAAAUCUUGACUCAAUUUCUGAGUAUCGGAAGAAAGUAUCUGUGUACAAUGAAAGAGUUCAAGAGCUUAAUUCUGUUACUCAAGAGCGUGAUGAUAUUAAAAAACAAUAUGAUGAGUGGAGAAAGAGAAGGUUGGAUGAGUUCAUGGAGGGCUUUAAUACCAUAUCUUUGAAGCUUAAAGAAAUGUAUCAGAUGAUCACUCUUGGAGGCGACGCAGAACUGGAAUUAGUGGAUUCUCUUGAUCCGUUUUCUGAAGGUGUUGUUUUCAGUGUUAGACCUCCAAAGAAAAGCUGGAAGAAUAUUGCUAACUUAUCAGGUGGUGAAAAGACCCUCAGCUCAUUGGCUCUUGUUUUUGCACUCCACCACUAUAAACCCACUCCACUUUAUGUGAUGGAUGAGAUUGAUGCUGCUUUGGAUUUUAAGAAUGUCUCAAUCGUGGGGCAUUAUGUCAAGGACAGAACUAAAGAUGCACAGUUCAUAAUCAUAAGCCUUAGAAACAAUAUGUUUGAGCUAGCAGAUAGGCUAGUUGGAAUCUACAAAACGGAUAACUGCACCAAGAGCAUUACUAUCAAUCCAGGAAGCUUUGUAGUUUCUCAGAAAGUUGCUUGAGGUUGUUUUAGAAUUUCUGAUCCCUUUCUUCUAUCUUCCCUGUGCUGACAAGAAUCUGGUUGAUUAACACCUUAAGCUAACAUGGUAAGUUCUGUAUUUUGUUGGAAAUCAUUGUAAUAUGUAUAUUUCAUCUAAUGAGUUACGGAAUACUUAUUGAUAUGAUUAAUGAAAGUUUGUGUUUGUAGUUAA
This is a messenger RNA of Solanum tuberosum (potato), 4116 nucleotides long. Its product is annotated as structural maintenance of chromosomes protein 4. Bases 187 to 3927 code for a protein of 1246 amino acids. The record is from RefSeq and is a predicted model, not a curated record. Gene Ontology annotation, cellular component: condensin complex; chromosome. Gene Ontology annotation, biological process: mitotic chromosome condensation. Lineage: Eukaryota; Viridiplantae; Streptophyta; Magnoliopsida; Solanales; Solanaceae. Gene Ontology annotation, molecular function: ATP hydrolysis activity; ATP binding; protein binding. The transcript has 28 exons.